This is a messenger RNA of Meira miltonrushii, 625 nucleotides long. RefSeq lists its product as uncharacterized. Gene Ontology annotation, molecular function: nuclear import signal receptor activity. Gene Ontology annotation, biological process: protein import into nucleus. The record is from RefSeq and is a predicted model, not a curated record. The coding region runs from base 5 to 538 and encodes 177 amino acids. The transcript is spliced from 3 exons. Gene Ontology annotation, cellular component: cytosol; nucleus. Lineage: Eukaryota; Fungi; Basidiomycota; Exobasidiomycetes; Exobasidiales; Brachybasidiaceae.
UUUCAUGACUGGUCAACAAGCUUUUCCGCCAGGUUUCUCAGCUACAGUACAUCUAAAUUGGAAGGUGAACGGAGAAGAUAAGUGGAUCAUGCUGGGAUGCCUCAAAAAUGAGAAACCCUCGGCUAUAUAUCGUUUAAAGGGGCUAACACAGCAAAGCGGUGGCGCAGCAAUGCCAAACACUGCCGCAAUUGGGAUCAGUAUUGAAUCAAAUGCAGACGUAGACGCACAAAUGGCAAAUAAGAAUCGAACAGGAUCUUCAGCCGCUGCAGAUAUGGACGGAAUGCAAACUGAAACCUCCGAUUCAGCCGGAGGAGGUGGUGCCUUGGUCAAAUUCGGACAGAUUGAUGAAGCUACACAGACUCAAUUAGCACUCGCUAUGGCACCAAAGAUUGCGUCAAAUAUUUUUUCUUACCUUUCCUCUUUUGCACCGGAUAGUGCACCACAAACUGUUCCUCUUUUGAAAAGAUGGCUAGAACAAUUUGAGAGAAAGUUGAGAGCACAGGGUAUCGGCUUCUUGGCCCGAGCCGAGGCCGAGUAAGAGCGAUGCAAAUCAAACACAACAUCUGUAUUAUAUCGUCAAUAUGAAAGUAUACACUACUCAUUUGCGAGUCACAGUCCAGCGAAG